Messenger RNA from Echinostoma caproni, 570 nucleotides. The record is from the annotation of a GenBank genome assembly. NCBI's taxonomy places the organism in Eukaryota, Metazoa, Platyhelminthes, Trematoda, Plagiorchiida, Echinostomatidae.
AUGGUGGAUGUACAAUGUCUUGGCGUGUUAAAUCGGGUUGGUGAUGAGUAUAAUGUGGCUGUGGAAGAUUUUGCCGAUCGUCUCCAUCUAUACACUUCAGGCUUCUUUCUUGUGUCCGCGAUAGCCGUAUCCCUAAAACAAUAUGUGUUCAGUAGCAUGUCCUGUUACAUACCAGUCCAUCCGAAAGAAGGAGCAUUUGCAGAAUUUUUAUCCAACUACUGUUGGGUUCAUGGAACAAUACCACUUCGAUCGAGCGAAGAGAUGCCGAACACGGAAGAGGAGUGGGAUUUGUACGACAAAUAUCGACGAAUAAGCUUCUUUCUUGUGUCCGCGAUAGCCGUAUCCCUAAAACAAUAUGUGUUCAGUAGCAUGUCCUGUUACAUACCAGUCCAUCCGAAAGAAGGAGCAUUUGCAGAAUUUUUAUCCAACUACUGUUGGGUUCAUGGAACAAUACCACUUCGAUCGAGCGAAGAGAUGCCGAACACGGAAGAGGAGUGGGAUUUGUACGACAAAUAUCGACGAAUAAGUACUGUCAAACAGACUCCUUCAGAAAUCAAACCAGGAGUAUAG